UCUGUCGUCCUCCAACCUCACCACCAUGAGCCGUCUGCUGCUGGGAGCCGUGCUGCUGGGGCACCUGGGAGUCUGCAGUGCCGCUCAGGCUCCAGAGAUGCUCUCCAAACCCACCGAGGUGAGGUUCGACUCUGUGGACUACAGACACGUUCUGCACUGGACUCCGCCCGGCAACAGCAGCUCUCUGCAGUACUCCGUCCAGUGGAAGAUUUAUGGCGAGUCUGAUUGGUUGGACGUUGACUUCUGUCAGAGGAUCCAGAAGCCUCAGUGUGACCUCAGCGCCCUGACCUCUGACCUCAGAGAGUGGUAUUACGCCAGAGUGCACGCCUCCUCUCCGCCCGCCAGCAAAUCAGCCUGGACGCUCUCCCCGAGGUUCAGCCCGCGGUCGGACACCAAAAUCAGCUCUCCUUUUUUGAGGCUGAACCGCACGGUGCAAGGCAUUGUGGUCCGUGUGAAGCCCCCCAGGCUGCUUGUCAGGAAGAUGCACAACAGUCUGCAAUACAAGAUCUACCUCAUACACAGCAGCGGAGAAGAGACGGUGUUUGAUAUGGACUGCUGCUCCAAGAAGCUGACUCUGAAAGAUCUGAAGCACAAAACCAAAUACUGCCUCCAAGCCCAGACCCUGAUCCCCGCGCACGCCAAGAGCAGCGCUCGGAGCGCCGUGAAGUGUGUCACCACCCUCUGAACACACAGACUACCAACGUGACACUGAAUGACUUUUCAUCCAUCACUACCUCCAACGCUGCUGCCAUAAAUACCUGCCAAUAAAAGUUGGGCUCUAUUCCUGAAAGCAUUAUUGAUCCGGCAUGUUGAAGUGCAUAUGACUGAAAUAUUCUAACUCAAGUUACACUCACUAGCUUUUCACUGCAAAUGAGUGAGAUCACGCUAGUCAGUGGACCCUUAGUUAGGAUUAUUUAGUUUUUAUCUUAUUUUAUUUUUUGAUGUAGCACAGUUUAUCUUUCAAUAAGGACACACUACAACACACUUGACGUCAGGACACCCGUGAGUUAAAGGUGAAAACUAAUAUGUAGCAGUUUAGUGUUGUUUUCGCUUGUUUUCAUACACAUUUCAACAUAUUGGUUACAUUACAGUUCCAUGUAUUCAGUUAUAGGAAAUGUGUAGUUUUCAUAAGUGACCACACAGUGUACUUUUGUAUGUAAUUCACACAUGCAAAUAAAUCUAGCCGUCUUAACAUUUCUUUAAAGUGGACAAAUAUUGUGCAAAAUGAUUACUGUAGCAUUACCUUGAAGCCAUGACACUAUUCAGAUGCAAUACUUUGAAAAUGUAACCUGUUUUCUUUUGUACAUGUCAUGUUACAAAUAAAGCCAAAGACACUGUU
This is a messenger RNA of Trematomus bernacchii (emerald rockcod), 1339 nucleotides long. It is a transcript of the gene il22ra2, whose product is annotated as interleukin 22 receptor, alpha 2. NCBI's taxonomy places the organism in Eukaryota, Metazoa, Chordata, Actinopteri, Perciformes, Nototheniidae. The record is from RefSeq and is a predicted model, not a curated record. Bases 26 to 685 code for a protein of 219 amino acids. Gene Ontology annotation, molecular function: protein binding. The transcript is spliced from 6 exons.